AUGGCUCCUCCCACUGCAAUUGACAUUGAAGGUGUCACCGACACACAAGCCAUUGUACUUCCAAAUCCCUUGACUAUCAACGGUGUAUCUGCGAGACGCACAAAGGCUGGGAAGUUGGUAGCAGGGACUGCAGCCUUUACAUCUAGCGACCAUUUUAAAAGCCAAACCUCUGGAAAGCCAAAUGCGAAAAGAUGGGAUCGUAAGUCUGUCACACAAACCCCACCUUCUAUACAUGCUGACCACCCACACGCAGACUACCUUACCAUUGAAAGCAAAGCCCGCCAACCAUCCUCCCUGAAAGGCGCCGCCCAGUACCUUAGGAACCCCGGUCUCAUAUCCCUUGGUGGAGGUCUCCCAUGCGCCGAGAACUUCCCCAUCGAAGAGCUGGCCAUCAAAGUCCCCUCACCGCCUCACUUCUCCGAGCAAGAAACCAAGGUAUCGGGAACGGUACUCACGGCCGGCAAGUACGAUGUCGCCGAGGGGCGUAGCGCAUAUGACCUCUCCAUUGCCCUGAACUAUGGUCUCGGUACGGGAAGUGCGCAGAUGAUCCGUUUCGUGACCGAACAUACGGAGAUUGUGUGUGAUCCGCCGUACGCGGAUUGGCAUUGUGCGCUCACGGUCGGAAGUACUUCUGCGCUUGAUCAGACGUAUCGGAUAUUCUGUGAGCGCGGCGACUAUGUACUCUCCGAGGAGUACACGUUCGCGUCUGCCGUCGAGACCGCUCUACCACUAGGCAUUAAAUUCGCCGGCGUGAAAAUGGAUGAUCAAGGCUUAAUAGCUGAGAGUAUGGAUGAGAUACUCAGUAACUGGAAUGUCCAAGAACGAGGAGCGCGGAAACCCCGUGUUCUGUACACAGUUCCAUCCGGUCAGAACCCCACUGGUGCAACACAGAGCACAGAGAGACGAAAGGCGAUCUACAAAGUUGCCCAGAAACACGACAUCUACAUCCUCGAAGACGAGCCAUACUACUUCCUGCAAAUGCAGCCGUACACCGGGCCCAACGCCGCCCCUGUUCCCCCACCAGAGAACAACGAAGCUUUCCUCAAAGCUCUCAUCCCCACUUACCUGAGCAUGGACGUCGACGGCCGCGUGAUGCGCAUGGACUCAUUCUCCAAAGUCAUCGCGCCCGGUACACGCGUAGGCUGGAUCACAGCCUCGGCGCAAAUCGUCGAGCGCUUCGUCAGACACAACGAGUGCUCGAACCAGAACCCCAGCGGAAUCUCCCAACUAGUCUUGUAUAAGAUGCUAGACGAGAGCUGGGGCCAUAGCGGCUACUUACAAUGGUUAAUCAGCCUCAGAUUAGAAUACACGAGACGCAGAGAUGCGAUUCUAGCUGCGUGUGAGAAGUUCUUGCCCAAGGAGAUUGUGAGCUGGAAUCCACCUGCUGCUGGCAUGUUUCUCUGGCUCAAAAUCGCCCAUCACCUACACCCCUCCUACGCCACAACGCCGCUCCUGGACCUGGAAGAAAAAAUCUUCCUCGCUGCCGUGGAAAGGGGUGUUCUCAUCUCCCGCGGUUCCUGGUUCACAGCUGAGCGCGACGGCUUCGUACCGCAGGACAUGUUCUUCCGCGCUACGUUCGCGGCGGCGACCGAGGAGAAGAUGACGGAGGCUAUUGAGCGGUUUGGAAAGGCUAUUAGAGAGAGUUUUGGGUUGGUUGAUGGGAAGGUGCGGAAUGGUAACGGGGCUUGA
Lachnellula hyalina is the source of this 1689-nucleotide messenger RNA. RefSeq names its product Aromatic amino acid aminotransferase. The record is from RefSeq and is a predicted model, not a curated record. Lineage: Eukaryota; Fungi; Ascomycota; Leotiomycetes; Helotiales; Lachnaceae. The transcript is spliced from 3 exons. Bases 1 to 1689 code for a protein of 562 amino acids. Gene Ontology annotation, biological process: L-tyrosine biosynthetic process; aromatic amino acid catabolic process. Gene Ontology annotation, molecular function: L-2-aminoadipate:2-oxoglutarate transaminase activity; aromatic-amino-acid:2-oxoglutarate transaminase activity; pyridoxal phosphate binding.